Thlaspi arvense is the source of this 741-nucleotide messenger RNA. Lineage: Eukaryota; Viridiplantae; Streptophyta; Magnoliopsida; Brassicales; Brassicaceae. The record is from the annotation of a GenBank genome assembly.
AUGGCUCAGGCUGUAGAGGAAUGGUACAAACAGAUGCCGAUAAUCACUCGGUCGUAUCUCACGGCGGCUGUUAUUACCACUGUUGGAUGUUCCCUCGAUAUUAUAUCUCCAUAUAACCUAUACUUGAAUCCCACCCUUGUGGUGAAGCAAUACCAAUACUGGCGUCUCGUUACAAAUUUCUUGUAUUUCCGUAAGAUGGAUCUGGACUUCAUGUUCCACAUGUUCUUUCUCGCACGAUACUGCAAACUCCUUGAAGAAAACUCAUUCAGGGGAAAAACUGCUGAUUUCCUGUACAUGCUCCUAUUCGGAGCAUCUGCUCUCACCGGUAUUGUUCUCAUCGGCGGAAUGAUACCUUACUUCUCCGCAUCUUUUGCUAAGAUCAUCUUCCUCAGCAACUCGCUGACUUUCAUGAUGGUCUAUGUAUGGAGCAAACAAAAUCCUUAUAUUCACAUGAGUUUCCUUGGUCUCUUCACCUUCACUGCAGCUUACCUACCAUGGGUCCUUCUCGGAUUCUCUGUCCUUGUUGGUGCCAGUGCUUGGGUGGAUCUUCUGGGUAUGAUAGCAGGUCACGCUUACUACUUUCUAGCUGAGGUUUAUCCGCGAAUGACUAAUCGUCGUCCUUUAAAGACUCCAUCGUUCCUCAAAGCCCUGUUUGCAGAUGAACCGGUCGUUGUGGCACGGCCAGAAAACGUUAGGUUUGCAGCUGCACCUUUCGAUGAAAUCCACCAUGACGGACUCUGA